AUGAAUACAUUAAAACAGUUACAGGCACUUAAAGCAGAAAGGAUGACUGUCCCGCUAGUAUUCCUUGCCAUCUUCUGCUCGCUGCCGACUGUUCAAGGAAUCAGUAGAUGUGAUGCUUGUAAGGGUUUAGUUUUUGUAGUGCGACUCACAUCGCAGCUUGGAAUGAAUGCAUCAUUUAAAGAUCUGACAGCAUACAAGUGCGAUUUAUACGAAAAAGAAAAUGAUAAGGACACGUGCAAGCAAGUUGGGAAAGAAAUGUCUGCAAAGGAAGAUGGUAUGACCGAAGCCCGGAAACAACAUGCUCCAUAUGAAAUAUCGGCAAAAGCUGGCCCAUGCGUUCGAAUGUCAUCAUCGGAGUCGAUUGAUCGCACUCCAUCAGGUGCACCGUACUUGAAUGCCAAGCACGAUGGAGGUUCUAAUGGAACAUCACGGAAUGGCGCCUCGCGUCUUUCCUGCCGACGUCCUCUCCAUCGUAACGAACCAACCAUAGUUCUAAGCGAGCCUUGA
Molecule: messenger RNA, 507 nt
Organism: Strongylus vulgaris
Lineage: Eukaryota; Metazoa; Nematoda; Chromadorea; Rhabditida; Strongylidae
Source: the annotation of a GenBank genome assembly